CGGCGGCGGGGAAGGCGGCGACGGCGGCGGCGGCGGCGGCGGUCGAGGGGGCGGUGGCCACGAGGCAGGGUCGUUGCGGGCGGAAGAGACGUGUGUGGCGGCGGUUAGGUCGCUGAGGAACAUCGUCGGGGUCAGUGACUACCAUCUAUUCCACACGAUGAGUAACAGCCACCCUCUUCGGCCCUUUACUGCAGUGGGGGAAAUUGAUCAUGUGCACAUUUUGUCUGAGCAUAUUGGUGCCUUGUUGAUUGGUGAAGACUAUGGUGAUGUCACGUUUGUUGUGGAAAAGAAGCGCUUUCCUGCCCACAGGGUAAUUUUAGCAGCUAGGUGCCAAUAUUUUCGAGCAUUACUGUAUGGUGGGAUGCGAGAGUCUCAACCUGAAGCAGAAAUCCCUCUCCAAGACACCACUGCAGAAGCAUUCACAAUGCUACUCAAAUACAUCUACACCGGGCGGGCGACACUGACAGAUGAGAAGGAGGAGGUGCUGCUGGAUUUUCUGAGCCUGGCUCAUAAAUAUGGAUUUCCAGAGCUAGAGGAUUCUACCUCUGAAUAUCUCUGCACCAUACUUAAUAUUCAGAACGUCUGUAUGACUUUUGAUGUUGCCAGUCUCUACUCACUUCCCAAGCUAACUUGUAUGUGCUGCAUGUUCAUGGACAGAAAUGCUCAGGAGGUGCUUGCCAGUGAAGGCUUCCUCUCCCUUUCCAAGACAGCACUUCUGAACAUCGUUUUAAGAGAUUCGUUUGCUGCUCCUGAGAAAGAUAUUUUCUUAGCCUUGUUGAACUGGUGUAAGCACAAUGCGAAGGAGAAUCAUGCUGAAAUCAUGCAGGCUGUGCGUUUACCUCUAAUGAGCCUCACUGAGCUUCUGAAUGUUGUGAGACCUUCAGGACUGUUGUCUCCAGAUGCUAUUCUAGAUGCCAUUAAGGUGCGGUCAGAGAGCCGAGAUAUGGACCUCAACUACAGAGGCAUGCUCAUACCAGAAGAAAACAUUGCAACUAUGAAGUAUGGCGCCCAGGUUGUGAAAGGAGAGCUGAAGUCAGCCUUGUUGGAUGGUGACACUCAAAAUUAUGACUUGGAUCAUGGAUUUUCCAGGCACCCCAUCGAUGAUGACUGCCGCUCUGGCAUUGAGAUCAAGCUUGGCCAGCCGUCCAUUAUCAACCACAUACGCCUCCUCCUGUGGGACCGUGACAGCCGGUCUUAUUCCUACUUUAUUGAAGUGUCCAUGGACGAACUAGAUUGGAUCAGAGUGAUAGAUCAUUCACAUUACCUAUGUCGGUCUUGGCAAAAGUUGUAUUUCCCAGCUCGCGUAUGUAGGUAUAUCCGAAUAGUGGGGACUCACAACACAGUGAACAAGAUUUUCCACAUUGUGGCUUUUGAAUGUAUGUUUACAAACAAAACCUUCACUCUGGAGAAGGGCCUAAUAGUUCCCAUGGAGAACGUUGCAACGAUUGCUGAUUGUGCCAGUGUGAUUGAAGGAGUCAGUCGGAGCCGAAAUGCCUUGCUGAACGGGGACACUAAGAAUUAUGACUGGGAUUCUGGCUACACGUGUCACCAGCUGGGAAGUGGAGCAAUUGUGGUUCAGCUGGCACAACCAUACAUGAUUGGGUCAAUACGGUUGCUACUCUGGGACUGUGACGAUCGAAGCUACAGUUACUACGUUGAGGUUUCCACCAAUCAGCAGCAGUGGACCAUGGUGGCUGACAGAACGAAAGUCUCCUGCAAGUCCUGGCAGUCAGUCACUUUUGAAAGACAGCCUGCCUCCUUCAUCCGAAUCGUUGGAACACACAACACAGCAAAUGAGGUGUUCCACUGUGUCCACUUUGAGUGUCCGGAGCAGCAGAGCAGCCAAAAGGAAGAGAGUAGUGAGGAACCGGGGACCGGGGGCCCCAGCACCCCCAGUCAGCAGCUCGACCCCCAUGCACGGCGAGCACCCAGCGCCAGCUCACUACCCCCGAGUCCGGGCCCCAACUCGCGUUCACCCAACCAACACCACCAAUAAAGGAGGCAGAGGACGCGGUGUGACUUGGGUGGGCCUGGGUGGAGCAGGAGUAUGCCUUCCCCCACUCCUGGGAGGAGCAGACUGACCUGGUGUUUCCCCAGGGGACCGAAGGGCACCCAUGUUCUCCCCACUCUUCAGGCAGUCUCCAGGGGAGGAAGUGGGUCUUGAUUCUUCAAGUCCACCAUCAGUCCUACCUCUAAUGUUACCAAGGUACCAGGGCAGUAGGAGUCUACAGACAGAGGGAACCGUAGGCCUUGACAACCAAAAAAGGGCCCAGCCCAGAGGGCCCCCUCGGCGGCACCCGUUGCCCUGGCUACUGGGUGGUUUGUUGUGUGGUUUUUCUCCCUCUGCUGAGACAUGGUGUUGCAAGCUUGUGGAACUUCUCUGGCCCUCUGCAGGGACAAGGGUCUUCCUCAGUCUCCAGUGCUUGCACGUGGGCAGAGCAGAGACUGUCCCUCCUAAAUGAGACCAGAUGCAGCUCAUCAGGGCACUUAGCCUGACCAGGAAAAUCCUUGAAGUUCAACCCAACACACAAUGUGCAAAUCAAUCUGUGGACACUAGAGUUAAUAACUGAUCAAAUUGCCACUUUAUUACCCGUCAUUCCUGAUGUGUACAAGCCUUCCAGUCUGGGAGGCCAGCGUGCCAGCUGCUAGAGGACCGCUCAGAAGCCUGUGUAGACAGGCACUGGGCAAUCCUAGGCUGGCCCUGCUGGGCCUCGUGGCUCAGCUGCCCUUGGCCCUGGUUCAGCCAACAGAUGGGGUGUCGGGACUCCACAGUGAGCCUCUCCAGCAUCACCCACCUGGGGAUGGAGCAGAGCAGUUUGUCUUAGCUGCAGUGCCACCCGCACCCUCUGUCACCUCCAUGCACAGCUCCUGCCUCUGCACCUGCCUGUUGCAUCCUGAGGCCCCAUGAAGUCACCUCAACACUUCCUGUGAGCAUGCUCAGAGGAGGGUGGGGCUUCAGGUCCCGUCCUGUUCCAGAAGUGCUCAGCUUUCUCUGAGCUUGACUUAAUUGGAAUGGGUUGUCCACACUGAAGAGGUGGCAGUGGGGCCUCGGGCUGCAAUGGAGCUCAUCCUCCUGUGAGUUCAGGCCUGGGGUGGCAGAGCCGGUCCUGGGGGAGAUGAGUUCACAGUCUGAACCUCUGGCUUCAUUCCUGUGCGGUGUGGCUGCCUCUGGUAAGGAGGAUGCCGUGGAUGGAUGGCAGGGUGCAGCCACUGUGUAUGUGGCGCUGCUCUUGGCAGCAUCCAGCCCCCAGUUGCCAGUUAGCCUGGAGAAUGGCCUGCUCAGCAUCUCUAGCAGGCAGGACCCUGCCAGUGCACAGGGAUACCCCGUUCUGUGGAGUUUGUGUCUUUUGGAAGAUAACGUGUGAGGGCUUGUUUUGUUCUUGUUCAGUUCUUUGCUUAAGAUAGAUCCUCCCUCUGUAGUCUAGGCUGGCCACACUCAUGGCAAUCCUCCUGCUUCAGCACCCUGAGUUCUGGGCUUGUAGUUAUGAGGUAGCACAUGCUGCCAUACACCUUCUUUGUAAACAUGGAAGGCAAGAUGCAGGCCUGGAGCCCAGCAGCCUCCCAGGAGCAGUGGGGCUGAGUUGUCAAGAAGCCAUGUUGUCCACCCCAGAUGUCACCCCCUACACCUGUCAUACUAGGCACUGGGUACUCAGCACUCUUGGCAGCCCAUUCCCCACCAUCUCAGACCCACACCUGUGGCUUCCUUUCUCCCUUCAGACAGUACUGCGUAUUCAGGUUGUAAGACUAGAGACUCUGGUCCCUUCGGCACUGGCAUGGUGCCCUCCCUCACAUAAGCAGGAGGGGAUGGGACCUCAAAGUCACAGGUGCCAGUGGGGAGUUCUGAGAACCAUAGCAAGUCCGCAGUCAUCUGAGAUGAUCCUGUGGCCACCCUUGGGGAGCCUUUCUUGAAUUGACACCUACUUAGGGUACAGGAGGUUGGAUACUGGUUGGCUUACUUCCCACCAGACCCUUGGCUGGUGAGCAUAUGCCUAGAGGCCAUGGCUACAUCUAAGAUAAGGUCCACAUUUCCAGAGGACGGAGACAGAGCCUGGCUUAUCCCCUCUUGUCCCCUGCAGGAUUCUCCCCUGGGGCCAACAGACUGGAAAUGAGACUUGAGUGUUGAGCUGAACUUAAGCGCUAAGGGCAAGUCAGGCUGCUGGAACUCGGAGGACCCUUGCACCAAGCAGCCCCAGCACCAUACUGGUGGAUUCGGACUCUGAGGACCCUUUGGGUGCCAAGGGGCCACAGUCAAGCCAUAGGGAACAGAGGCAGUGUAAGCCAUUGUUCCCUCAGGCCUGCACUUUCCUGUAAGGUCAACAGUGUGUGAACACAGCCAAGUGGGCUCAGCUUGGAGAGUGGCUACCAUGUGAUGCCUCUGGUGCCAGCUGAGAUGGCAGCUGCUUCCAGGUCCCCUGGGUUCUGCAGAGCCCUCUGUACCUUCUUUUGAUCAUGUACUUUAGGAUGGCAGGUGUCCUUGUUGUGGCUUUUGGAAGAAGUGUUCAGUGUCAAUGACAGGGGCUCCUGGGGGACCAUUUGGGGUGCUGGGCAGGGCAGUUUGGGCUCUGGGGUAGGUUUGAGGGUAGAUGCUGUCUAUGCAGCAGCUUCUGGCAGCCACAGAAGCGGUCUCACACUCAGCCUCAGAGUCUCCUAAGGCCUCGGUACUUUUCCGGUUGUGAUUUUAGAGGGAUUCCAAGCCCACUGUAGACAUGGGCUCUCCUCAAUGGCUCUCUCAGCUGUCACUUUCCCACUCUUAUUAAAUCAAGUGUCAAUUCCUGACAAAUACAUUACAAGUGUUUUAUUCCAGGAAGACCUAGGAAAAGAAAUUCUUUUCAGCGCGAGAGGGAUGUGUUCGUUGCACUGAUUCCCUGCACCCUCCUCAGGAGUUUUGAAUUGUGCAAAAAAAUUGCUCAGUAGUUAAGCCGUGUCCACAAUUGCAGACCUCUGUGUGCACAGCUAAGCCCUUCUCCCGUCCUUUCUAACUUAGAAGAUAACAGAACUGUAACCACAGCCUCUUGGGGGCCACAGGAAGAGGGUGAAAUCCAAGGCCAGAGUGGAGCUCGGCACUGAAGCGCCUCAGGCCAGCCCAGGAUGCAGAUGUCCCUCUGGAUGGGCACAAGGGUGCCAGGGAGAAGAAAAUCCUCCCCGUUAACCUCUGCUCUGCCCUGUCCCUCCUGCUGUGGUGAACAGAGCCUCAGAGCAGUGCUAAGCUGGCCUGGCACCAGGCACUGGCCAUGCUCUGGUGAUUGUGUAACAUGACCAUUGAUUCUGAGUGUUUACCCUGACAACACCUCUGGCAUUAGUGUUCCUGGGCACUACAGUGCCCUGUGCUACCAAGUGGAGUCCCCCAAGCUCAGGGUUCUGGGGUGGACAGAGGGAGGGGCGUGGCUGAAGCAGCUGUGGGCUGCUGGAAUGCAUCCAACUCUCCUCUGGACAGGGCCUUGGACAGCUCUUGUACUGGGUGAAUGAGAGGCGUGAACCCGUGUGAGCUGCGCUUCACGUCCCCAGGGCAGGGAAGAGCCCUUCCCCACCGUCUGCUCCUUCCUGUCCUGUUUCUCAUCCCUCACUUUGGAAAACCGCACAGGAAUGAAUGCUUGUUCCAGAAUACACUUUCAGCCUAGCAGAAGGCAGGGCCUCUGGCUGAGCCACUCCUGACCCGGGUCUGUGGCAUCACAUUCCUCUACUGCCCCUCCCCACACCCUGCUUUCCAGCCUCUGCUGCUAGAGGUCAGACUGAGGGGGGCUUCUGGACAGAUAGUUCCCACCCCCAGCCAAGGACACAGUCACCCCCUGUAAUUUAGGAUUAAUGGCCUCUCAGUACUUGCCCUUUGCAGCUGGAGUAUUUAGAGCCCUGGGCUGACCCAGGUGGAGUGGUGGCCCAGAGCCACACACCUGUCCCUGCCGCUGUCUCCAGCCUCAGCCUUCCCAAGGGCUAAGAUUGUCACCUUUGAACGCCAGUGGCAGUGGCUCUUUCUACUUUAGAGGUGGCAAGACAGGCUCCUCAGCCUAUUGAGGGAGACCAGCAGUGUAGAGGUCUGAAAGUGGGGUACUACUGUGAGUCCCAGGGGGACAGCCAGGGACAAGAUGUGGUCAAAGCGGUGCUGGAGAUGUAGCUGAGGUUCCUUCCCGACAGCCCCUGGUGGCUGCUUCAGGCUCGUGUUCCACCCUCUUCCAUUGUAGCUUGGCAUGGGGACAAGCCCAGCUGUCUGUCACAGGGAUAGCCCCUCUAAAAUAGGCUUCAGGCCAUACUCCUGCAAGGAUAGAGGGAACCUCAGCCAGGCCUGCUGGGGUCUUGGGAACCUAGGGCUAGGGAAGAUCUGCAUCUCAGAAAGUGGCCUUUUAGGACACCAUGCCAGCCAGAGAGCCAGGAAGCUCCUGAUGUCCCCAAGGCCACUUUAUACCUCUCCCCAGUGCCUGGGAAAGCAAGGUGACUGGCUUGAGUUGUGCCCUUGGAGGGUAGGUGGGUGACAGCCCCAUGGGUGGCCAUAGACAUGAGCCACUGUGACCAAACUUGUGUAGACUGGAUUUUCCAGAGAUGAGGAGCCACCAUGCUACCAUUCCUGAGCCUGUGAAGAUGGCGAGUGCGUCCCCAUACUCCUCCUGGGGCCUCCUGGAAGUUGGGUAGUGGUGGCCAUGCUAGUCCUGGGCAUGGCUCUCCGAGGACGUUCCCAGGAAUGUGUUCCUGGGGUGCUGUGGCAUCCUCACUUGGUAAGCUGUGUUGUAACCUACAGUUCAUUGUGUGCGCGAUGCCGCUGUGGGCUCACCACAGGAAUAAAGCAACGACUUCA
Messenger RNA from Onychomys torridus (southern grasshopper mouse), 6784 nucleotides. It is a transcript of the gene Btbd9, whose product is annotated as BTB domain containing 9. Lineage: Eukaryota; Metazoa; Chordata; Mammalia; Rodentia; Cricetidae. Gene Ontology annotation, biological process: circadian behavior; adult locomotory behavior; modulation of chemical synaptic transmission. The coding region runs from base 158 to 1996 and encodes 612 amino acids. The record is from RefSeq and is a predicted model, not a curated record. The transcript is spliced from 11 exons. Gene Ontology annotation, molecular function: protein binding.